Oryza sativa Japonica Group (Japanese rice) is the source of this 1007-nucleotide messenger RNA. RefSeq lists its product as uncharacterized. The record is from RefSeq and is a predicted model, not a curated record. NCBI's taxonomy places the organism in Eukaryota, Viridiplantae, Streptophyta, Magnoliopsida, Poales, Poaceae.
UAGUCCUUAAUGGCCUCCACACUCCAAUCCACCUUUUUCUUUCGCUGCCGAGAUGACCCGUCGCGCCGUGCCGACUUGGCUGGAACGAGGCGUCACCACCUAACCAUGCCCAAACCAGGUGCCGAAUCGCCUAUAUUACCCGGAGCAAAUGCUACACCUAGCAACACACACCAGUGCACAACCUCUUCCUCCUCUGUUCUUCUCUACUUCUUGCCUGAUCUACUGGUAACAGUGAACAGGGUGAGCAAGGCAGAGAGAGAGAGAGAGGAGAGGCUUUUCAGAGGACUCUGCUUUCUCUUUUGGUAUUCUUGCGAAUUUUUGUUUUGAUCUUUUCCGUGCGUGCUCUUCUUGAUCGCCAUGGCUUCUGAUGUUGCGAUGGCGAUUGUUCUCUCCCUCGGCUGCGCCGUGGUGGGCGGCCCCGAGGUGCUCCGCGUCCUGCUCGGCCUCUCCGGCCGGAGCCUCGUCGACGACGUCGCCAUUUGCGUCUUCGUCUUGGGCGCCGUCACCGCGCCAGUCCUCGGGAACAUGCUUCUCGCGCGCUACGUCCGCGUCGUUCGAGGCGCCGCCGCCGCGGCGGCUGCGCCUCAUGCUCCCGCCGUGGAUCCCUUCGCGCGGGUGACUGUUGCGGUGGCGCUCGCCGUCGCCCUCGUCGUCGCCGCCUGCCUCAUCCUCGUCGUCCCCUCCUCCGCCCACUCCGCCAGCCGCGACCCCGGCUCCGGCGCUGCCUGACGCGCCACGCGACCCUGUUCGUCCUGCGGAACAUGUCCCUGUGGAGUGGUGAACUUGGUGUCUGGUGAACAUGUCCCUGUGGUGAACUUUAGCGGUUAAUCAAGCUCUCCUUGCACACGCACCUCAUGCAGAGGAAGUAGCUGUAGAUGUUGGGUUUUUUUUUUCACUCAAUGUUGUAAUGUUCGUGUCAAUCUGCAGCCGAGAGAUAUACUACUACCAUGUAGUACAACUUUUUCUCUCAAGAUAAAACAUUAUACUACCUUUUUUCGCCAGGCAAA